This is a messenger RNA of Anopheles bellator, 602 nucleotides long. RefSeq lists its product as uncharacterized. The coding region runs from base 156 to 602 and encodes 148 amino acids. The record is from RefSeq and is a predicted model, not a curated record. The transcript has 3 exons. NCBI's taxonomy places the organism in Eukaryota, Metazoa, Arthropoda, Insecta, Diptera, Culicidae.
GGCAUCCACACAGCGUUGCUUGCGGUUCCGCACAUUUGCGUAAAAAAGUGUGCAAUAGGUUCCUCGGCCUCGGCUGGCUGCGAAACGAACAACUCACGUGAAACGUGAACGGCCUGGUAUGGCGGAGUGGACAAAAUUAGUAUUUGGCUCUUAAGAUGGAAGAGCGAUUCCCUGCAGAAGAUGUAAAGCAGCCAGAAAUAACAGUGUUCGAAUUGAACAGCAGCAAUCCGAAUUCACUCGAAAAGAUGCCCGUCGAAAACUCAAGCACCGCCGAACCAAGUGCUAUGCCGAAAGUUAGUUUUGAAAACGUUGAAACAGCCAUCACUGUUGGAGAAGAACACGAAGGAAAAGGGUUCGAAUUGAAUAGCAGUAAUACGAGCACAGUUAAGCAAAAUGCUAUUGAAUACCCUAGUACAACAGACCAACCAUGUACGUUCAAUGCCAGCGUUGAAGCAGCACCCGAAAGUAGUAUCGGUGUGGCCACAGUUGAAAAAACGGACAAGGCAUCAUCCAGUGCGAUUGAAGAACACAUGGAUUCGAGUACCACUCACGAAGGCCCCGAAGAUUGGCCUCCCCACCCACCACCCACCCCCUCUUCCUAG